This is a messenger RNA of Triticum turgidum subsp. durum (durum wheat), 777 nucleotides long. Lineage: Eukaryota; Viridiplantae; Streptophyta; Magnoliopsida; Poales; Poaceae. The record is from the annotation of a GenBank genome assembly.
AUGACGGACCAUUUCGCGGUGAUGGCGGGCCGGCUGCUCACGGCGUCCACGGUGCAGUCCGCCAUCGACGAGGCCUCCAAUGCGGCUUCGUCUUCGACGCCGGCGGGCGGUGGGGACGCCGUCGUCGUCGAACACGGUGGCGGCGGCAGGCCGAAGAGCGGCGUGCUGGUGGAGUGCAGGAUCUGCCAGGAGGACGGCGACGAGUCCUGCAUGGAGGCCCCUUGCUCCUGCAAGGGCAGCCUGAAGUAUGCUCACCGGACAUGCGUCCAGAGGUGGUGCGACGAGAAGGGGGACACCAUAUGUGAGAUAUGCUUGCAGCAAUUCACACCAAACUACAAGGCUCCUUCAAAGCUGUUUCAGCAGGGAAGAAACUCCAUCUUCUUCAGAACCCCUGCCUACAUCCAAGCACAGGCCCGGAGCUCUUCCACCUCGACAAGCUACGAGUAUGAUCGCCAAGCUUCCACUCCAAAAGCUGUAAUCUGUUGCCGCAUAAUUGCUAUAACUCUGAUGCUUCUCCUGGUGCUCCAUGACGCCAUCUCGGUCUACCUCGUCGAACAAGGCGUCUACACCGUCGCGCUGGUCACCCUGCUGAUGCUUAGAACUGCUGGAAUUGUGAUACCGGUCUACAUCAUCUUGGUCGCGGUGACCGAACUGCUUUAUCGACGCAGCGAGUGGCAGGCUAUGCAUGGUCAGGUUUCGGAACCAGAAGCCGCAGGGAGCACGCAGCCGGUGCCAAUUCCGCCGCAGCAACAGCGUGUGGUUAUCACCAUCCAGUAG